Molecule: messenger RNA, 1688 nt
Organism: Zingiber officinale
Lineage: Eukaryota; Viridiplantae; Streptophyta; Magnoliopsida; Zingiberales; Zingiberaceae
Product: heat stress transcription factor A-2e-like
Exons: 2
Coding region: 74-1522 (482 amino acids)
Biological process (GO): regulation of transcription by RNA polymerase II
Cellular component (GO): nucleus
Molecular function (GO): DNA-binding transcription factor activity; RNA polymerase II cis-regulatory region sequence-specific DNA binding
Source: RefSeq, a predicted model, not a curated record
GCUCACUCCAUUCCCACUUCCCAUUUACCAUUUCCCACUUCCCAUUUCAAUCGCCCGCCCUCUUCUCCCUCCGAUGGAUUCCAGGGGCUCCUCUUCCCAGUCACCACGCCCUCUGCCAAAGAAGGAGCCUCCUGGAGAGGAUCCGCUAUCCCCUUUGCCCUUGGCUGCUUCCUCCUUCCAAUCGGGCGGAGGCGGCGACGAUGGGGAAAAAAUCCCUCAGCCACUGGAGGCUCUUCGGGUUGCCCCUAUUCCUCCGUUCCUAUCCAAGACUUAUGAACUCGUCGAUGACCCCGUCCUCGACUCCAUUCUUUCCUGGGCCCCCACCGGCCGGAGCUUCGUGGUGUGGGAUCCCCUGGAGUUCUCCCGCACAGUCCUCCCCCGGCACUUCAAGCACAACAACUUCUCUAGCUUCGUCCGCCAGCUCAACACUUAUGGUUUCCACAAGAUUGACACAGAUAGAUGGGAGUUUGCAAAUGAAUCCUUCUUAAAAGGAAACAAAUAUUUAUUAAGAAGCAUAAACAGGCGUAGGUCAUCAUAUCAGGCACACCAAUUAGGCAUUCAAGUAGGUUCAUCAAGUGAAAUGGUGAAAUCUGGAUUGGUAGAUGAAAUCGACAUGCUUAGGAGUGAUAAGACAGAAUUGCUACAAGAGAUUGUGAGUUUGCAGCAGGAAAACCAAACCACACUUCAACUGAUGGAUUCACUGAAUCAGAGAAUGCAGUCCGCAGAUAUGAGGCAGAAGCAGAUGGUUUCUUUCUUGGCAAAGGUAUUUCGAAACCCAGAAUUCUUGGAUCAUCUCAGACAGAAAAAGGAACAGAACAGUAAAACUUCUUCAAGGGUGAGAAGAAAGUUCCUUAAGCACACUCUCUCCAUCAGCACAGAUUCAAUUGGAUCGAUAGAUUCAGGUGUGAGCAACAGACAGAGCGCUGCCGAUGCUUCUUCAUCUCGUACAUUGGAAGGUACUGAGCAAGCGGGGAACAAAGAAAUUCCCGAUAAUAUUUUGUCUGAUUUGAUCGAGAAACUUGGACUUCAAGUAAAUGAAAAAACUCUUACUGAAGGCUUGGAUCAAAUCCAAUGCAACACACUGUCCCCACUUUUUCUUGAUGCCAACACAGUAUCAUUGGUGGAAAAGAAUCCUGAUAGUCAAGGCCUUUCAAGUGAAAGUAGAAUGCCAGAUGCAAAAUGUCUCGCCUUCAAGGGAAAGAGUGUCGCCAGUUCAAGUCCCGAUACCGCCUCAGGUGCUUCUGAUUAUCUGAUAUCAUUUCCUUCAGAAGAUCCUCUGGAGGACAAAAUGGCUGCAGAGGUUGCAUUGAUGGAUGCAAGUUUUGACCAGGAAGAAGUGUGGAAAUCAGUUACGUGGUAUGACACUGCUUAUGAUUCCAACAUUCUUGGAACAGAUGCUAGAUUUGAUGCUCCCUGGGAUCUUGAUUUACAGAUUUCAGAUCAGGUGUUUGAUGAGAGAAACGUUGUCUGUUUAGCCUCACCUACAUUUUCAGAAGAUGAUCCAGAAAAGAUAGAGCCCUAGGAAUACGACACUUGCUGACCCUUAUUGUUUCACUAUAUGAUUACCAUGACGGAUGGUCAUGUAAUUUCCAUUGUUUAUUGAAAAUUUGAUUAUUUUUUCUACAUUUUUCUUUUUUUUUGUGUAAUUGAUUGAUUCUUUAUUAUAUAUAGGGAGAAAGAUUUGCUGA